AGCGGAAGUCACUGCAAAGAGAGAGAGAGAAAGAGAGGGGAAAAACAAACUGCGCCUCGCAUCAAACUCCAGCGCCGGCUCCGGACUCUUUUUUUCUGUGAAGUGCUCCCGCCUCACAGACAAAACACAAUGAAGAGAAUCCGGCACCCGAGCAGCAGUGAUGACUCAGACAAUGGAAGUAACUCCACCUGCUGGUCCCAGCAUUCGUCGGGUCACCGGAGAGGGACUGGACAGAAACCCUCAGAGGUUUUCAGGACCGACCUGAUCACGGCCAUGAAGGUGCACGACUCGUAUCAGCUGAAUCCCGAAGACUACUAUGUUCUGGCAGACCCGUGGAGGCAGGAGUGGGAGAAAGGUGUCCAAGUCCCAGUCAGCCCCCAGUCUAUUCCAGAGCUGGUUGCCAGGGUGCUGGCAGAGAAAGGAAAGGAGGUCAUGUUCAUCAGGCCAAAGAAGUUGAUCCGGACCUCCGGGACCGAGGCGCUUGGCUACGUGGACAUCCGGACCCUGGCAGAAGGGAUGUGUCGCUACGACCUGAACGAAGAAGACGUGGCGUGGCUGCAGAUCAUCAACGAGGAGUUUGCAGAGAUGGCCAUGCCGCCGCUGGACGAACUCACCAUGGAGCGGGUGAUGGAGGAGUUCGAGCGCCGUUGCCACGACAACAUGGCACACACGGUGGAGACUGAGGAGGGGCUUGGAAUCGAGUACGACGAGGACGUGGUGUGUGACGUUUGUCUGUCCCCGGAUGGCGAGGACAACAAUGAGAUGGUGUUCUGCGACAAGUGCAACAUCUGCGUCCAUCAGGCCUGUUACGGCAUCCAGAAAGUCCCAAAAGGCAGCUGGCUGUGCCGGAUCUGUGCGCUCGGCAUCCUCCCAAAGUGCCAGCUGUGUCCGAAGAAGGGCGGAGCCAUGAAGCCGACCCGAAGCGGGACCAAGUGGGUCCACGUCAGCUGCGCCUUGUGGAUCCCAGAGGUGAGCAUCGGGAAUCCAGAGAAAAUGGAGCCCAUCACCAACGUGUCCCACAUCCCCAGCAACAGGUGGGCCCUGAUCUGCUGCCUGUGCAAAGAGAAGACAGGAGCCUGCAUCCAGUGCUCUGCGAAAAACUGCCGAACUGCUUUCCACGUGACGUGCGGCCUCCACGCCAGCCUGGAAAUGAGCACGGUGCUCACGGAGGACGACGAGGUGAAGUUCAAGUCGUUCUGCCCCAAACACUCCGGGAUCGAAGGAACCGAGCCCAGUGGCAAAGACCCAGGAUCCGAGAGGGGAAGUCCCAGAGAGAAGAAACGGUGGACAGCCGGCGAGCAGGAGGAGCUCAGCAACCAGCAGCAGGAGAAAAGAGUCAACCUCCGCAAGAUGAAGCUCCAGGAGAUGGAGGAGGAGUUCUACCAGUUCGUGGAGGUGGAGGAGGUGGCCAAACACCUGAAGCUCUCCCUGGAGGUGGUGGACUUCCUUUACCAGUACUGGAAACUGAAACGCAAAGCCAGCUUCAACCAGCCGCUCCUCGUGCCCAAAAAGGACGAGGAGGAGAGCCUGGCGCGCCGCGAGCAGGAGGUGCUCCUGCGACGCCUGCAGCUCUUCACCCACCUCCGCCAGGACCUGGAGAGGGUCCGUAACCUGACCUACAUGGUGACCCGGAGGGAGAAGAUGAAGCGGUCUCUGUGUAAAAUCCACGAGCAGAUCUUUCAGCACCAGAUCCGGCUGCUGGACCACGAGCUGCUCAAUGGUGAUCCCUCAGAGAAGGACCUGGAGAAGCUCUUCUCCCUCGGCUGGUUGUCCUCACCGGCCACAGAGUCCGGGUCCACACUGAGCCACUCUGGACUAAAAUCCAAAAGAGGGUCAGUGAAGCAGAAGAGACAGAAAAGCAGCGACGCAAAAAGCCCGCCGGACUCUACGCUCUCCGACAAGAAGCCGCCGGAGACGAAGGACCUGAAGGGUCCCCAAACCCCGGAGCCUGUAGGACCCGCGGGCGACGUCAAAGUCCACAAGUCUCACAUGAGGCUCCAGAUCUUCCUCCCAAAGCUCCAGAAGACAGAGAUGGUUCUGGGAGCUUCCACCUUCAAGCUGCUCCAACCUGAGAGCACAAAAGUCCCGAGACGAGACUCGUCGGGACGGGAGAACGAGGAGCUGAAGGGGAGGAAGAAAGACGAGCAGGAGGAGAAGGGGAGGAAGAGGAGAAGUGACGUGACGGAGAGCAGCCUGCCAAACCGGUUCGUGUCCAAACAUCUAGAGAAGACUGUGUCCAUCAGGCUCGUGGACAUCAGGAACUCUGACUCGGACGACCGUCUCGUCGAGGACCGGAUGAGCAGACGGAGCACCGUGACUCUAAACACUAAACUGAACAGAACUGGUCCGGUUCCAGACGCUGUCCCCAGAACCAACGGCUGGCUCCGAAACCUCUCCCACCAGGACUCCGCUGCGCCCACCAGACCCGCAGCGGGACAUCUGAAGAGCUGGGGGAAGUUCAGGAUCCCCAAGAGGAGCGACAAGCCGCUGAAGGAGGAGCAGGAGGAGGCGGAGUGCCGCAAGCCCCUCCUGCGACCCCUCACCAACACGUCGGAGCCAUCGUACCGCAAAACGCGGCUUCGCACCGGCACCGAGAACGAGGCGGGCGACGGCGACCUGGAGCCCUGCCUGAAGCAGUGCCACUCCCACAAACUGAGGGGCGACUCGUCUCUGGGGCGCCAGUACGGGUCGGACGUGAUCCGCCGAGGCGUGCUGGCGUCCUGACGGAGCCACGACAUCAGCAGCAGCGGUAACCGCUGGCGAAGGACGGCGGCCGCGUCUCCUCGAAUUACUUCCUGAAGAAAUCCACGACGACGACAGAGUUGUUAUUUAUUUUUUUAUCUGUACCAUAAUGUCAACCGAGGAAACGUUUUCCUUUGUUUUGAGCUCCUUUGUGUUUUUAUGUAUUUAUUUUUUUUUCCUCCCGCCUUCGUAGAAAAAUGUCAAGUUGCCAAUUAAACGCUCGCUCAAAUAACCAGGAAGACGUGAUUGUUGCUUUGGGACCAUAAGCUUUGAACUUUGCUCGUAGUGAAAGUCGUCCGCUGCGCCUGAAGACGAGGAGAGUUCAGUUCAGAGACGUUCGUCGGACAAAAACUAAACCCACAAAAGUCCCAAAAUGAUCCUGAAACUGGUCUCUGGUUCUGACCUUUGGUCCAACAAAUGAUUUUAGAAAACGCGUUGUAUUGAUUUGUUGAUCAACUUUUUGAGGGCAAUCCAGUGAUUUCUUUAUCUCUGAUACAGAUGUUCCUUAGAUA
Molecule: messenger RNA, 3254 nt
Organism: Nematolebias whitei (Rio pearlfish)
Lineage: Eukaryota; Metazoa; Chordata; Actinopteri; Cyprinodontiformes; Rivulidae
Gene: jade1
Product: jade family PHD finger 1
Exons: 12
Coding region: 130-2724 (864 amino acids)
Biological process (GO): regulation of transcription by RNA polymerase II
Cellular component (GO): histone acetyltransferase complex
Source: RefSeq, a predicted model, not a curated record